AUGGAACGCUACAGUCAACUAAUACAUGUAACUCAGAAUCGAGUAAAUGGAUCAGCUGUUGCUUUGAAUGAAACCAAGCGUCGAACACAAGAAAUGGUAGCGCUCAAUGAACAAAUGGAAAAAACCAUUCAAAAAAUUCCUGUUUCAAUUCCUAAAACUGAAACAACAACGAGUAUUGAGCGAAGUGCGUGGUUACCAUGGAGAAAAACAACAUCAACACGUAUUACAUCUUCUAUGAUCCUUCCAGAGAAGUUGGCUGCAAUUCAACGCGAGAUUAAUUCACUUAAUGAUCGUUUAAUUGAUAUCGAUAAAGAGGCAAACGAAGCUACAAAUACAAUCGGUCAUCAUGGAAAUACUUUAGUUCAAUGUUUAACUGAUGUUCGAAUUUUAGCGAAGGCGAUCAACAAUGGUGCUACAGCAUAUACGCCAUUAGUUAGCGCUUUGAAAGCUGUCAGAACAUCCGUCGAUGCCCAGAUUGAACUACUCAUGAGUAAAAACCCGACAGAUAUUUUUCUCGGUGGAAAUCAACUGUUGAGACAAGUCGAGUGUCUUGGACAUUAUCAUACAUGUGCUACUAAAUGCUUAGAACCACCACAAGAAUACAACAAUAUUACAAUCAAAGAAAAACUCAAAGCCAUUGAAAUGUCGUGA
This is a messenger RNA of Rotaria sp. Silwood2, 651 nucleotides long. Lineage: Eukaryota; Metazoa; Rotifera; Eurotatoria; Philodinida; Philodinidae. The record is from the annotation of a GenBank genome assembly.